AUGUCGGAGGCCUUCUUCCACACAUGCAAACCAGCUCUAGAUGUAGACUACCUUGAAGAUGGCGAUCUUGCCUUGGUCCAGACCUUCCUGAUAAUAGCCCACUACCUCCAAGGCUCGCGAGCCCCGAAUCGAUGCUGGCACAUCAUUGGGACGGCAAUCAGGCUAGCGCAGGGCGUAGGGUUGCACUCCGAUAUUGGAGAUGAGCACCGAUCAUUUGCGGAGACUCAGAUUCGGAGACGGGUAUGGCAUGGUUGUGUCAUGCUGGAUCUGGCAGUCAGCAUCAUGCUUGGUCGACCGGUCAUGAUAUCUCAUAAGCCAUCCACGCCUCUCCCAGAUCCAAUUGACGAUCGCCACCUAGCAAUAGACUAUCCGACCUGUGAACAGCCUCCGGGUACAUUCUCCCAUGUCGAGUGGUUCAUUGCAACUCUGAAGCUAUAUGGACUUCUUCGAAAGACGUUACAUAUGCUCUACGAUAAUGAUGGGAAACAAUGCAACGGAAAUCCUGCCGAUCAAACACGGUCGGGGACGCUGACCCAGAUUCAGUAUAUUACACAGUUGGACUCAGAGCUUCAAGACUUUCGACUCGAGGUUCCAAUGCCGCUUCAUUGGGAUGUCCCAGCCUCUGAAGUGCAGCCCCAGUUCCUCAGAGAGCAGCAUUUACUAAAAGCGAGGCAAGUCAAGACAGGUCCCUUGUUCGUCAGGGUCACUAACAAGGUCUGGGCAGAUAUACCGGUUCUCUCAAAAUCAUUACACGAGAAUUUAUCCACGGGAACCGAGAGGGCAUCAUCCAGGGCUGGAAUAUGUGCAAACUUCGCUAUGGAUUGCGUGUUCUUCUGUGUUCAGUCUGCCAUUGAGCUUAUUAACUUGAUACAUGAGACUUGCAACACUGAUCUUGCCAGUGUGUGGUAUUAUAACAUUUUCUAUCUAUUCACAGCUGGUUCUAUCACGCUCCUCGCCGAGCUAUAUCCGCCCAUUGUGAGCAUUGUCACGCGCGAGACGUUGGAAAUAUCCUGGAUAAAGUGCCAGGGGGCCCUGAACUACCUAAAGUCGUACAGCAUAGUAGCAGAGCGAUGUGCUGAGAGUAUGGCGAUGAUACGAUCGAAAUGCUUGGAGGCCAUUUCUGGUAAAAACAUGUCUCUCUUCCUUGGCUCAAGGCUAAUGUAG
Penicillium antarcticum is the source of this 1164-nucleotide messenger RNA. RefSeq names its product fungal specific transcription factor domain-containing protein. Gene Ontology annotation, biological process: positive regulation of transcription from RNA polymerase II promoter by galactose; DNA-templated transcription. The coding region runs from base 1 to 1164 and encodes 387 amino acids. The record is from RefSeq and is a predicted model, not a curated record. The transcript is spliced from 4 exons. Gene Ontology annotation, molecular function: DNA-binding transcription factor activity, RNA polymerase II-specific; RNA polymerase II cis-regulatory region sequence-specific DNA binding; zinc ion binding. Gene Ontology annotation, cellular component: nucleus. NCBI's taxonomy places the organism in Eukaryota, Fungi, Ascomycota, Eurotiomycetes, Eurotiales, Aspergillaceae.